UCGCCUCUACGGUAUGCCUUUUCGCGGGGGUAUCUUGAGAUUGUAGACGUUUUGCUUGGCCAUGACGGAGUAGACAUCAACUUGCAAGACAGUCGAGGUUGGACAGAAUUACAUUCUGCCAUAGAAGCACCUGAAGCAUCGCAUUGUCGUAACAUUGUUCAAUUACUCCUGGAUCAUCAAGAGGUCAACGUCAACGCCAUGACCAGCGACGGACAAACAGCUCUCCACCUUGCAGCUGGUCGUAACGGCCACGAAGUUGUUCAAAUGUUCCUUAGCCAUCAAGAUGUCAAAGUCAAUGCUGUAAACAGCGACGGGGAGACCGCUCUCCACCUUGCA
Messenger RNA from Mytilinidion resinicola, 336 nucleotides. RefSeq names its product ankyrin. The annotation marks the transcript as partial. NCBI's taxonomy places the organism in Eukaryota, Fungi, Ascomycota, Dothideomycetes, Mytilinidiales, Mytilinidiaceae. The transcript has 2 exons. Gene Ontology annotation, molecular function: protein binding. The record is from RefSeq and is a predicted model, not a curated record.